CAGCGGCGCUGUUCGUUUCCGGGGAUGCAGCGCGUGGCGUCUUGCCGCCGUCUGCGUCACGCCCCUCUCACGGACAAAAUGGUGGAAACACCGCGUUUGUUUUUAUGUUUGAGUGCAGUAGACAUUAAUAAUCAUUAAUACGUUUGCUAACGUAUAUCAGAGCGUGCAUGUAAACGCAGACAUUACGCUGUGUGGAGAGCCUGCGUUGAAGGAUGGAUGAGGAAGGCUCCAGCUCUGCGGCGAUGACCAGGUCCUGGGGCUUCCGCCGGAGCACCCUCGCCAGGCGAGAGUUCAUGCAAGCUGUGGGCUCUGUGGACAGCAGCCUUCCGGUCCAGCGCCGCAGGGGUCGGGGCCGGGGCAGAGGGGCUGACGAGAGUGGCCGGACUCCUGUGGCCUCUAAACGGGGUCGAGGAUGCGCGCCUGUGCACACUCCCGCAGGUGAUCUCAGCAGUGAGAAUGAAGCUCGGGAAACAGUGCCAUGUGAGGAGCGCCUCAGUGAAGGAGUCCCGUCGGAUCGAGCUGAAGACAGCGACGAUCUCAAUCUGCAAGAGAUUCGGAAGCGGGCUGUGGCUCGAAAGCUGCAAGAGCUCAAGCAUGAUGAUGAUGCUGCUGCGAAAGGCACAGAAGAUAUCGACGUAGGGCUGAGCUUACUGAUGGAACGGGAAGAGAUAGUGUCAGAAGACACGGAUAUCACAUCAGGAGGAGGAAAGGUGUGCUCCUCCACAGCCACAGGGGCAGGUGGGACUUCUGUCGCUGCCGCAGGAGCUCGGGAAGCCACUGCAGGUGGAAGAGCAGAGGAAGACCAUGAGCUUGCAGAGGAAGAACAGGAGGAAUUCUCUGAAAAUAGCAAGGAAGACACUGAAAGGAUGAAUCCGGAUGCUGUCUGCUGCACAUGUCAACAAGGACACAGUAACAGGUUGAUGUGCUGUGACUGUGUCGGCGUCGCAGAGACUUGCGCUCAUCUCCUGCAGAGAAACAGAGAAUAUGCUUGUCCCUCAUGCUCUGAUGACUGGGACUCCACGAGAUCCAACGGCCCCAGCGAAAAACAUGAAAUCGACUCAACUUGCGUGGUGGAGAUUGAGCAGCCAGUGGAGGAGGAAGUUAAGGCAGAGGAGAAGGCGGCAUUACCUAAAUGCAUUGGUCCAGGCUGCAGUAAUGACUCUCUGCCUGAGUCAGUGUACUGCGGUCAUCAGUGUAUUGUGCGGCAUGCAGCAGCGGCCAUGAAGUCUCUCUCUGAACCCAAAAUUGAGCCUGCUGACCCACCUCUCAAGAGCGAGAAACGAUCAUUUCUUGCAAAGCUUUUCAAGGUGAAGAUCAGUAAGCUGCCGGCACAGGAAGAACGUGUGAGCAAGCAAGAACUGGAUGAAGAGUCACUGUGCUCCGCUACAGUCAUUGAGUCUGUACAAUCAACCACGCCAUCCAGUCCUGCUCCAGAGUACAAACCCACCGUUAAAGAGAAAGAUGAAGUUGAGUGCAGUAUCAGCACACCACAGAGCCAACCUUCAGAUUUGACUCCAGACGUUUCCUCUUCUGAAAAAACUCCUGCAGCCCCACUAAUUAAGAAGUCCACUCCAGGAAGAGCAAAGAAAACCAUGCCAGGCUCUCCACGACUGGAGCUUCUUAAAGGGGCUCUCAGUAAAAGCCCUUUGUCUAUCCCUAAAAAGCCCUGUGAAUCCAAGGCACCCGUUGAGUCCAGCAAAGUGGUUCUCUGCGGCCCCUGGGCAGAGGAGCCCGCUGUGGCCCCUCACGCCAGUCCUCUCCUGAUGAGACAAAGCAUUCGCCGCUCGCUGAGUACACUUCUCUGCAGAAGGUUCAGUCAGAGUGAUGAUUUGAAGAUUUCUGAGAGUGAAAUUGAAAAGAUGGCUGUGGACAUGGAGAAAGAGAUGUUCAACAUGUGUUACACAACAGAUGAGGAGUAUAAGAAUAAAUACCAGUAUCUUGUCCUCACCUUGAAAGAUCCCCAAAACAAGGAACUGUGUCAUCAGGUUUUGAAAGGAAACAUGCCUUCAGUGAAGCUCAUUCAGUUGAGUCAGCAGGAGGAAUCUGCUGCUGAUCCGCUGUGGCAGAUCUCAAAGAAGAAGGAAUCGUCCCUUUUUUCUGAGGAUGUGGAAGAACCAGCUGAUCCUCCUGAGAAAGUGAUGAGUGUAGACACCACAACGUCUCCGAGCGCAACCACUCCUUCAGAGGAAAAAUCGUCUCUGAAGCUGCCUCAGGCGAAGGAAAUAAGCUUAGGUGCUCCAGAUGUGACCAGCUGUAUGCUGAAAGACACUACAGCAGAACACAAGCGCCAUCUCUUUGACCUUAAUUGCAGGAUAUGUACAGGCCAAGUAUCCACUGAUGAUCCUGAAACCAAGAAACCCAAGAUGACAAUGACAAAAGAAAAUUCUCUGAAGCUGCCUCAGGAGAAGGAAAUAAGCUUAGGUGCUCCAGAUGUGACCAGCUGUAUGCUGAAAGACACUACAGCAGAACACAAGCGCCAUCUCUUUGACCUUAAUUGCAGGAUAUGUACAGGCCAAGUAUCCACUGAUGAUCCUGAAACCAAGAAACCCAAGAUGACAAUGACAAAAGAUGAGACAGAAAAGGAGAAAUCUUCAGGGGUUGUUCACGUGAUCGAUGAAGCGUUGUAUCCACCAGCACUGGACUCUGAUAUAUUCGAGUCCCCUGCUUCUCCCAGCGGGGAGGACCUAAACUCACAGAUACCCUCAGCAGAUUUCUCUCCUGUGUUGAUACCUUCAGUUCCCACGGUGUCCAUCUCAAGAAGAGACCCCCGUACAGCACAAUACCGACAAGCUCCGCCAUUGUCUGCUGUCUCAGAGUCUGCCUCAAUCCCACAGCAGCAUCCGCACCCUGUGAAGAACGCACCAGAAUCUCUGAAAGAGACGCUUCCACCUCAUGUGUCCGUACCUUUGCCUGCUCCUAUGCCAAAAUCAAUCCUCAUGAAACCUCCGCCAGCUUCUCUGGACACUUCAUAUGGCUCAAUGACAAGGCUGGCAGAUUGUGAUAAAGGAACAAAACAGUUUUUAUCCAAACAGAGCAUUUUAUGGAAAGGCUUUCUUAACAUGCCAACUGUGGCCAAAUUUGUCACAAAGGGAUACUUGAUUUCUGGCUCUCCUGACUUGCUAAAAGAGGACUUACCAGACACUAUACACAUAGGAGGAAGGAUAUUACCUCAAACUGUGUGGGAAUAUGUUGAUUUGAUAAAGACAUCAGAGGCAAAGGAGCUGUCAUUAAUCCGGUUCCACCCAUCAUCUGAAGAGGAAGAGGUUGCAUAUGUCUCUCUGUUUUCAUAUUUCAACAGUCGUAGGAGAUUCGGGGUUGUUUCUAAUAUUUGUAAACACAUCAAAGAUCUUUACCUCAUUCCUCUGAGUACAAAGCAGUCCAUCCCUGCGGUGCUUCUUCCCAUAGAGGGACCAGGGCUUGAACAGAAUCACCCUAAUCUCCUAAUAGGGCUAGCAGUCUGUCAAAAGCCGAAGCGUCCCGAGGGAUUACCACAAGAUGUUGGUGAAAAGAAUUCUAGGUCCUUGAUGUGUUCAGAUGGGAAGGGAACCAGCAACCCUACCUCACUAAAUGAUCCUGGACAACAUAGCAUAAAGGCUUGUGAUGCUGACAUCUUCCUUGACUCAAAUCCUGCUGGAUCCUUACCUUCAGUUGGGUUACCAGACCCAUCAUGCUCUGCCAGCUCUCUAUGUGCCCCAUCUUCUCUCCCUAGCGUGUCAAAUCCCACCCCAUCUGUCACUGUGGGCCCAUCCAAAGACUCCACCAGUACCACCCCACUUCAGACCAUCCUUAACACAUUAUUUGGGCAAAAGAAACAACCCUCAGAUGUCACAGAGUGUAAGAUAAUCUCAUUAACAGAUACGGUUCAGAUUUGUCAACAGACUUGCAAAGAUGAUGAUGCAAUGAUAUUGGGUGAUGACAGGCCUUACGAUCCUGAGGAGUAUGAUCCGGCAUGCUCUAAUGGGGCCAUGGGUUCUUUCAGUCCAGUUUUGGAACCUAAAGUUUUGGAACCUAAAGGUCCAUCUGCAGUGGCUGAUGAUGAUGAUGAUGAUAGACCAUACGACCCUGAGGAAGAGUACAGUGCAGUUGGUGAUACUGUCAGAAAUAAUACACCAAAAGCAUCAGAGGCUAAACACAUGGAAGAGACCUCUACAUUUACCAGUGAUAUAGCUUAUGAUCCAGAGGACGAGACGAUGUUUGAGGAGAUGCAAAGUUACCUCACAAGUAAUGCUAUACCUCACAAAUCCACCUUCUGUGAAAAUAACAUGUCACAUUACAAGGAUAACACCUCAGUUACAACAUUCUCUGAGCAGCAAAAAAUCCUAGAAGAGCUGAAUAGGCAGAUAGAGGAACAGAAAAGACAGUUAGAAGAACAGACAGAAACUCUACGCCUACAGAAGGAAGCAAUUGGUGUUUCCAUGGCCCAUUUCUCUGUUUCUAAAGCUCUGAUGUCACCAACACACUUUGAUAGGGAUGAAGAGGAAAGCAUAGAAAACAUACCCUACUGUCAGAUAAUUCAUCAGAAUAGGGAUCCACGGACCUGUCGAAACACAAGCCAGGAUAUGCCAUUUGAUGAUACUGAAUGUGAGGCUAUAGAUAAAGAAAGUACAGAGAAAUUAUUAAACACGGAGGAAGCCACGAAUGUAGUCCUGAACAAAUCUUUUACCACAAAGAAAGAGAAAUUAGCUUCUGAUAAAGCAAUGCCCAAAGAAGUAUCACCAGACACUAAAAGUGCACAACUAAAGAACACUAAAUGCUCACACUCAGAGUACACCCACAAAAAUCAAGACAGUAGAAGGUCCACACUGAGCACAUAUAGGUCAUCGAGGAGGAAGUCAUGGCACGAACACGGGUCACACCACCAAGACGGGGCGUCUUCAAGAGCAUCGCGUACAGUUAGAUCCUCAAAGGACGUCUCAGACAAACACCAUCGAAGUAAACACUCUGCAAGGCAUCUCUCUAGAGGAUGUUACAGUGACGAAAAAGGAGUGACAACAUCAAGGAAAAGGCAUUAUCACCAUCACAGAGACUCAUCUUCACCCCCACGGUAUCGGAUGAGGCGCCAUUAUUCCCCUGUCUCACACUCAAGCCGGAGAGACAAAUCUUCACAUGACGACAGUGACCAGUCACGCAAAACUGACCUGUCAGAGCAUAUCACUAAAUCUUCACAACAUGAAUCUGGCCAGGUGCCCGACAGUGAUGGCAUUCAAUCUGCGUACGCAUCAGGACAGAGUGUUAAAGUGGAGGGGGAGGCUGCUAAUGGCAAAGACAAGCGUUUGGCAGAAGUUCAGAAAGGUGGUCCUCCAAAUACAAAACAUGAGGCUGAUCGAAACCAGGGACUUCAGACGUUCCAAAAUCCUGGGGAGGGUUCUUCACAGCCUCUGUUAAAUAAGUCAAUUGACAAAAAUCUGCCACUUUCAGUACUGUCUGAAAUGAAGAGAGAGAAUUUGCCCCCGAACCAAACGGACUCUUCUAAUCAAGGAGCACUACUGCCUACACGCUGUCUGGCCCAAGGUGCUACUGACUUGCCUUUACACAGAGAUUCACCAGCAUUACAGCCAUCUGGGAUUCAGACAGACGUUUUUCACCAUGAUACCCAGCCACCACAUAACCAAACAGAUCGUUUUUCUGAGUCUGGCCAAAUUGAUCAAAAGAGAAACAUGUCAUCGAUGCAAAGGCCAAAUUAUUCACAUAACGAGACAGACCAAUUACAUUCAGGAGAUUACCCUCAAAGAGCUUUCCGUUUACAAUAUAGGAAUUCAUCACAAUCUGACACAGAUCAAUUAUAUUCCAGAGAACUGCCUCAAAAUAAAAGAGGAAAGUUUCUGCAUGAUGGAGACAACAACAAGCAACCUUAUGUAUCUCACAAACAGGAAGAAUUCUCCACAGGCAAAUGUGUUCACCAAAAACAUCCAAACCACAGGCUCAGAAGGUUUCCAGUGGAACCGACCGAUCAGGUUCAUCAAAGUCAGCAACCCACGCCUGACCAGUUACAUGAAUGCAACUUUGAAGAACCUGAAACCGCUGGAUUAUGUCACAAAAAAUACACAUCUUAUAAACAAGGGCAGAAUUUUCAUGAGGAUGAAUCUGUCCAGUUUCAGCAAAGAGAGUCACUAUUAGGGCCUCCUCCAGUGCACAAGGGCAAUUUCAGACCUCCUAAUCCUAGAGAGCACUUUCACCCUUCCACCUUUGAUAAGUGGAAGCCUUUGAGAGAGCAUCCUUCUGUAAUGAAACUGAGAAGUCCUGAAUUUGCUCAGCCUAGGGAUGGUAAUUCUGGUAGUUCUACGAACUUUGGACCUAGGGGCCAAUCCUCAGGGUUUGUGAGGUAUGAAGGCCCGACUAAAGAUCCUCAACCCAGUGGACCGUUUACAGAGGAGAUGUUUGAGAGUCCGGGACCUGCUCGACCCAUUGGAUCAAAAGACCCAUCUCCAAGACAGCGUUCUUUUAGGCGAGUUAGGGGUAGUCACAGGGGUUCGCGUCAGGUAAUGCAUGAUAGAACCCAUCUAAUGAAUUCAUCUAAACAAAUGAGCAUUCCUAAUGUUGAAGGGCCAACGGAGAGACAGACUGACACCAGAGACUUGCACACAACCCCAACCAGUAAAUCUCAUAUGCCUCAUCUUGCUAAUCCAAGUGGUUAUUCACAAGAUAUUUGUGAGCUACAUAGCCCUGCCUGCCACCAAACAUUUGCAGAGGAUGCAGAAGACAGAAUACGCACAGGUUUUUCAAGAUGGGCUCAAUCACACUCUCAGGACACAGCACAUGGGCCAACGCAUAGCCAGUUUGAAGGACAGCAGUAUACUGAAAUCAAGGGUCAACCAAGAGGGCUUCAAAGAUUCAGAGGACGAAGAAGAGGCAUUGUGGGCCCAUUUUAUGCCAGGGAUCAUAAAAAUAAUGCACAAGUAAGGGGACCUCGCUUUGAUUCACCACAACCGUUUUUGGGCCAAAGAGAACCCUCUCUUGAUUUACAUAGACGGAGAAGACCUUCACCUCAAAACUGUGAUGGUUUUGAUGAUCAUAAUGAAACCCAUUCAUCUGAUUUUCCUGACCAUUCCACUACCACCCCCACUCAUUUUACAAAACCACAGCAUCAGCAUUUGGGGCAGCCACCUGCAAAUUUGGAGUGCCGGCUCAGACAGACUAAUAUACGCCCUUUACGUCUAUCAGGUCCACUACUCCCUACUCCUCCCGGAGGUCCGAUUAGGCAGAACCUUUCCCUGGGACACGGACAAAACUCUCACAAUGUCACAGGGACUACUUGACAUAAGACAAGGUCAUGUCGCAAAGGAUGUUAAUGGAUGCUGUAUUCAUGAAGAGAAGCCAAGCAUUAGUAACUGUUUUAAACAUCUGCAAAGUGUUAAUUCUAAAAGUGUAAUUCAGGACAAACAAAGAGUUGAGUGUGAAAGUAAACCGGAAAAAAACAAGUGUUCAAGAGGAAUACAUGGUAUAUCUGAAGACUGUCUACACAACACAAGGAAAAUAUGAUGAAGAGGAGAUUGAUUAGUUUCUUUUUUUUUUUGUAAAUAUAGAGGAAAUGCAAGAGCACUUGGCUGCAGACUAUAUAGAAAUGAUAGGAACAGGUCUUGCAGUGUUUGGCUGAGUAGUCAAGAUUUAAACCAACGGGUGCUGUAAAAUCAUAAUUAUAGAUAGACUUCAGUUCAGUUUGCAGAAUGUUCAGAAUUAGAAUGGAUUGAAUAAAGGAGCAAGACAACCCCUCUGAAAGUUUGAAUUCUUAUUUACCAGUUCAAGCAUAAAUAGACCUUGUUAUAUACCAGUACACUGUGUGUGUGUUCAUUGUCUGUUCUGGAAAGCGAAGCAAUGAAUGUCAGUCAAGCAGUUUUUGAUAAAUCUGUUUAAAUUUUCUUGAAAGGCUGAAGUUUUGAAUUACUUCAAGUUGAUUACUGAAAAAUGUUUUGGUUUGUUUUGUGGAAGCAGGACAUGGUCAUGUUAACUACUGACAAGUUUGUAAACAUUAUUUUUCUCUUGCAAUGACAUAAACUUCUCUUGAGCUAUAAAUAGCAGUGUACAUUUGUUCAUAGAUUUUUAUGUAAUUUUCUAAAUGUAUAUUUGUAAGUAAUUCAGAACUUCAAAAGAUGGAAUCUUUUGGAAUGUCCACUGAUUUCAUUUAUUAAACAACUGAACCACAAAACCUGACCACUGCACAUGAUUGUUUCUAAUUGUGUCCC
Sinocyclocheilus grahami is the source of this 8180-nucleotide messenger RNA. Its product is annotated as death-inducer obliterator 1. NCBI's taxonomy places the organism in Eukaryota, Metazoa, Chordata, Actinopteri, Cypriniformes, Cyprinidae. Gene Ontology annotation, biological process: DNA-templated transcription. Gene Ontology annotation, cellular component: nucleus. The record is from RefSeq and is a predicted model, not a curated record.